GGUGCGAAAGAACGAAUAUUCAAAAACACCGUGUGCGGCGCAAAACCCGAGAGAGGAAUAUUCAGUUCACUGAUUCUGUGUUACUGCCAUCCACGCUUUCAAUUGAAGGAGGCCCAUCCUCGUAGUUAGGCCGAAGAAGAGGCCCACGGGCUGAGAGAUUCCCUCAAGAGUCCAGGUAUCGUCUCCCCCAUCUCCUUUUUUUUUUUUUUUUCUACGGGCGAAACUCGGAAAAGAUACGCGAUGACCACCAAAUCUCUCACCUCCAUGGCCGCCGCCGCCGAAGCGGCGUCGCCCUCCUCCUCCCUUCUCCGGCGCCUCGUCGCGGUCGACACCGCCCUCUCCCUCCGCGUCCACUCCCUCUUCCUCCCCGUCCCCCGCUCCCUCCUCAAAGCCCUAGAGGUCUCCGGCGACGGCCGCUUCUGGUUCCCGGUCGUGCUCGCCCUCCUCCCCCUCUCCUCCUCCGUCGCCUUCUCCCUCCUCCUCGGCCUCCUCCUCGGCUCCCUCCUCGACCUCCUCCUCGUCGGCCUCCUCAAGCACCUCGUUCGCCGCCCCCGCCCCGUCUACAACAAGGGCAUGUCCCUCGCCUUCGCCCUCGACCACUGGUCCUUCCCCAGCGGCCACUCCUCCCGCGUCUUCUUCAUCGCCUCCUUCCUCCACCUCUCCUCCGCCUCCCUCCGCCGCUGGAUCCGCGGCGGCGGCGGCGCCGGCGAUGGGGCGGAGCUUGUGGUGCGGCUAGUUUUCCUGUGGUCGGCGGCCACGUCGGCGUCGCGGGUCCUCCUAGGGAGGCACUUCGUCUUCGACGUCCUCGCCGGAGCGUGCCUCGGCGUCGUAGAGGCUCUCAUCACCUUCCGUUCCAUGAGGCUUUUGCAGGUACUACAUAUGGAAAGUGAGACCUAUGAAUGUAACAUUGUACUUGACCUGAUACUUGGAAUGAAGUUUUAUUUUUCUCAUUGUCGGUUACAUGAAGAACUAUGUAGGAGAAUUUUCGGCGUUGUUCUCUAGUUCCCUUUGCAGGUUUCGAGGGCGAAAGAAA
This is a messenger RNA of Ananas comosus (pineapple), 1033 nucleotides long. RefSeq names its product probable lipid phosphate phosphatase beta. Gene Ontology annotation, molecular function: sphingosine-1-phosphate phosphatase activity. The record is from RefSeq and is a predicted model, not a curated record. NCBI's taxonomy places the organism in Eukaryota, Viridiplantae, Streptophyta, Magnoliopsida, Poales, Bromeliaceae. The transcript has 3 exons. The coding region runs from base 241 to 1002 and encodes 253 amino acids.